AUGGCCGAUGCAAUAAAAUUUAUUUUCCCAAAGAUUCCAACGUUAAUUUCUACAAUAAUAGACCAUUAUAAAAAUGGCCCUCCAAAACCGUCAUGGAACUUAUUAUUUCACUUGUCUUUUAUGUUUACUAAGUUAGCACUUGACGGUUUUGAUUAUGUAACGAUUGAAAAUGCUCAAGCAUUUUCAAAUAGGUCCGUUGCCAUUUCACUUGAUUUUGCAGUAAAUAAAGUUAGAAUUUCUAACGAAUACAGAAAAAAUGCAGAACAAUACAUUGAAAAGUUAGUGAAAGAAUAUGAGCACAUAAUUGAUGAUGAAUGGAAUAAACUUGAUAAUCUAGAAGAAUUAAGUGCUGAAUGGGUUUACAUAAGAAAAAAUGGUUUUAUGCGAAAACAAGAUAAAAGAAUAAUCUUGUAUCUUCAUGGUGGUGCUUAUGUUAUGUGUAGUGCUGGAUCACAUCGUGCCAUCACUUCGGACAUUGCAAAAGCUGCUGAUGCUCAUGUUUUCGCUAUUAAUUACCGGUUGGCGCCACAAAAUCAAUUUCCCGCGGCCCUGCAUGAUGCACUAGCUGCCUAUUUAUAUCUCAUUGAUCCACCAAAAGAUGCUGGUUUCAGUGCAAUUAAUCCUAAUCAGAUUGUUAUAAUGGGUGAUAGUGCCGGAGGUGGCCUUGCCAUUGCUACAUUACUGGCAUUACGUGAUAGUGGUUUGCCAAUGGUUGCUGGAGUUGUCGGUUGGUCACCAUGGGUUGAUUUGACACAUAGUAUGCCAUCCAUCUUAAGCAGAGAUUGCGAUAAAUACGAUUACCUUCCAGGUUCUACUUUACAAUUUCUUCCUUCUCAAGUUCAAACCCGAUUCCUCGAAAAAUCCGCUGCACUAUCUGAAAAAAUCAAUCAAUCAAACAAGCCAAGGACAUGGCAUAAGUCCCUUGAUCGAGAAGUUCGCAUUCAACUAUAUGCCGCUAAUGAGGCCUUAUCAAUUCCUUAUGUAAGUCCUUUGUGUGCCGAAAGUCUGGGUGGAUUGCCGCCUAUGUUUUUGACGACGGGUGAUACAGAGAGGUUACGUGAUGAGACUAUUUAUCUUGCAUUCAAAGCCAGUCAACCUUCAAAAUAUUUAUUGCCAAUAUAUAAUGCUGGCAAAUUUGAGAUAUCACCAUUUAAAACACCUACAAAUGUCACUCUUGAAAUUUAUGAAGAAAUGCCUCAUAUGUUUCAGAUUCUUGGAUUCAGCGAAUUAGCUUUAUUUUCAUUUCAGCGUACAGCUAAAUUCAUUCACGAAGCUGUUGUAUCCGCCUCAGGAAAGUCCAUAUCAACCCCAAUGACCAAUUCGUCAAAUUACGUUAGAAUAAACGCAAAUAAGAAAUUUUCUCCAUUAAAAGAAUGUGACUAUUCAGUACUUGAAUGGCAAAAUGUUGGUUGUGCUCCAAAUAUUGAAAUACCUAAAAUUCCUAUGGAAACACCUAGCGGAAGUAAAAUACG
This is a messenger RNA of Dentiscutata heterogama, 1472 nucleotides long. The record is from the annotation of a GenBank genome assembly. NCBI's taxonomy places the organism in Eukaryota, Fungi, Glomeromycota, Glomeromycetes, Diversisporales, Gigasporaceae.